Molecule: messenger RNA, 4906 nt
Organism: Drosophila gunungcola (fruit fly)
Lineage: Eukaryota; Metazoa; Arthropoda; Insecta; Diptera; Drosophilidae
Gene: Cbl
Product: E3 ubiquitin-protein ligase CBL-B-B
Exons: 6
Coding region: 330-2978 (882 amino acids)
Biological process (GO): cell surface receptor signaling pathway; negative regulation of epidermal growth factor-activated receptor activity
Cellular component (GO): membrane raft; plasma membrane
Molecular function (GO): receptor tyrosine kinase binding; phosphotyrosine residue binding; calcium ion binding
Source: RefSeq, a predicted model, not a curated record
UAGUAUUUACUGGCGUUGUAGCCGCGGUCACACCGACGUCGCACUCAUUGAAAAAGUCGAAAAUAUUGUGUGGGUUAAAAAACGCAAACGUCGCCGAAACGCGUAGCCCCAAAUGCCCACGCCAAGUGCGGAGUUAAGGAUAAAGUUAGCCCCCCAAAUCGCACGCUUUGAAGAUCGGGGGAAAAUCGGAUAGAUAUAGAAAUUGUGGAUAAGCUAGAUAGGGAAAAUCACCACUACAACUACGCAGAGGGCACAACCAACAACAACAAGAAGGAGAAGAAGAGGAAGCAGAGGCAGCGCAGUCGGCAGCGCAGCGGCAGAGAGAAAAGAUGGCGACGAGAGGCAGUGGAACCCGUGUGCAAUCGCAGCCAAAGAUUUUCCCAUCGCUGCUUUCCAAGCUCCACGGCGCCAUCUCUGAGGCAUGCGUCUCCCAGCGCCUAUCCACCGAUAAGAAAACACUGGAGAAGACAUGGAAGCUGAUGGACAAGGUGGUCAAGCUAUGCCAACAGCCCAAGAUGAACCUGAAGAAUAGUCCACCGUUUAUCUUGGACAUCCUGCCAGACACCUAUCAGCGUUUGAGGUUGAUCUACUCCAAGAACGAGGACCAGAUGCACCUGCUCCACGCCAACGAGCACUUCAAUGUGUUCAUCAACAACCUGAUGCGAAAGUGCAAGCAGGCCAUCAAGCUCUUCAAGGAGGGCAAGGAGAAGAUGUUCGACGAGAACUCCCACUACCGCCGGAAUCUCACCAAGCUCAGCCUGGUCUUCUCGCACAUGCUUAGCGAACUGAAGGCCAUAUUCCCCAACGGGGUCUUCGCCGGGGACCAGUUCCGGAUCACCAAGGCGGAUGCGGCCGACUUCUGGAAGAGCAACUUCGGUAACAGCACAUUGGUACCCUGGAAGAUAUUCCGCCAGGAACUGAACAAAGUACAUCCCAUUAUUUCCGGCCUAGAGGCCAUGGCCCUCAAGACCACCAUCGAUCUGACCUGCAACGACUUUAUUUCCAACUUCGAGUUCGACGUAUUCACACGCCUCUUCCAGCCCUGGGUAACGCUGCUCCGCAACUGGCAAAUCCUGGCCGUCACACAUCCGGGCUAUGUCGCCUUCCUCACGUACGACGAGGUGAAGGCUCGCCUGCAGCGCUACAUCGUCAAGGCGGGCAGCUAUGUCUUCCGGCUCUCCUGCACGCGGUUGGGACAGUGGGCCAUCGGCUAUGUGACCGCGGAGGGGGAGAUUCUGCAGACGAUCCCGCAGAACAAGUCGCUGUGCCAGGCACUGCUCGAUGGCCAUCGAGAGGGCUUCUACUUGUAUCCAGAUGGCCAAGCCUACAAUCCGGAUCUGUCGUCUGCCGUUCAAAGUCCCACCGAGGACCACAUAACCGUAACCCAAGAGCAAUACGAACUUUACUGUGAAAUGGGCAGCACCUUUCAGCUGUGCAAAAUUUGUGCGGAGAACGACAAGGAUAUCCGCAUCGAGCCCUGCGGGCACUUGUUGUGCACGCCCUGCCUAACCUCCUGGCAGGUGGAUUCCGAGGGACAGGGCUGUCCCUUCUGUCGGGCUGAGAUAAAGGGCACCGAACAGAUCGUCGUGGACGCCUUCGAUCCGCGCAAGCAACACAACCGGAACGUCACCAAUGGGCGACAGCAGCAGCAGGAAGAAGACGACACUGAGGACAUAGGCGACUUCAACAUAGCCACCUCCUCGCUGCACGCACUCAGCACAUCCUCUACGGUGGCGGCCGAGAAGCACAGUCCGCACACAUCGCCCCGUUUGGGGCGGCGGAGCACCACGCCCAGCUUGAUGGCCGUGCAGAACGAUCUCUAUGCGGGUGGGACGCCCACCCUCAGCCUGCCCAGCAGCUCCUGCUCCUCCAUUGCCGCCGCCUCCACGUCCUCCUCCUCCUCUUCAGCAUCAGUGGCAACAGUGGCAGCACUAUCAUCAUCAUCAUCAUCCUCCUCCCAGCACCAGCAGCCCCAGCCCUCGGCACCACCUGCUUCAGCGGUCCUUAGCAAUGGAGGCGGCGGUAUCAGCACCAGCCAGAAGAACACCAACCGGAUGAGUGCUCCGCUUAUCGGGUCCUGUGUGGCCAACUCCACCUAUGGCCAGAAGUUGCCCCAGAGCUCCAGCCACAACAACAGCAGCACAACCAGCGACAAUGCCUCCAGCUCGAGUUCAUAUGCCAUCUUGCAGAACAUCCACGAUCCGGGGACACCCGGACCAACAGCGUCAGUGGCGGUGGCUCCCCCACUACCGCCCAGAAAAUCGUCGCCUGGCGUGGAGACGCCCAGCAAGGCCACGGCACCACCACCGCCCAGCAGUAGCAAGAGCAUCGACAACAUCCAGUGCAGCUUGGACAAUGUGCCGCCCCAGACGACGGCGCCGCCGAUUCCACCGCACGUCUCGCCCUGCGUGGACACCUUGGCCGAGGAUCUGAUGCGACAGCAGCGCAUUGCAACGAGUACCACGUCGCCGGUGCUCUCCCUGUUGGAUGAAGACAUCGUGGAGGUGGGCCCGGCGGAAACCAUUAGUGGGGUGAUCGAUACCCGCCCGCUGGAGGCGCGUGGCGUGACCUUGAGCCGACAGGACUCGGCCUCCUCCCAUUACACCCAACUCUGCACCACCAGCAGUGGUGGUGGUGGUGGUGGUGUUGGUUCCGCCGCAGCACUGGCCAACGGAAAGAAAGCCACGCCGGCCAAGCAGAGCCAAACCACAACGACGCCAACAACGGUGGCAGCGGUGGCGGGCAACGGGGCUAAUCCUCCCCAGCAAUCGCAACCGCUGCUCUAUGCGAACGUGACGAUCAAUCAAAAAGACUGCGGCACCGUGCCCUACGAGAACAUUAACCUGGAGUACAUUGCCCGGCUGAUGAACGCGGGCUACUCCAAGGAGAACGCGAUCACGGCCCUGGGGAUUUCGCGCAACAAUAUCGAGAUGGCCGGCGACAUUCUACGCGAGUUUGUCUCCAAGAACAGCGCCUGAAGUGCCACGCCGGCGGAUUGUUAAAUCGGUUGAAAGUGCUUAGCCCAAAAGCCAAACAAUUCAAUCCGCAGUCGAACUUCUCUAACUCGAAUCAAUAUGAAUUUGUAUUUAAUAGAAUAUAUUUAUUUAUUUAAAUAGGUUGUUACAUUUUUGUAAAGUAACCAAAUUAGGAUUUUGUAUUUGGUGGUACUUUUGUUUUGGGGUCAGAUACGUAGUUCGUGUUAUACAAUCACAAAAAAACAACAAAAAUUCCUAACAUUAUUUUAGAGAAUUUAAACUAGUUUUUCAGCUUAUUUAUAAUCCCUUGGCACUUGAAUUUAUAUCGAUUUUUUUAGUAUACAUAUGUAUAUAUAUUAUUUUAUUAAAGAAAUUUUAAACCAGUUUAAAAAGAACACAACUAAGCAAAACCGCUUAUGUACAGCGAGUUUUUUAUUUUGAAUUUAUAAAUGUUCUUUGUUUCAAAUUAGAAUACUAAAUUGUAGUGUCAUUCAAUUUAGUCAGAACUAUGCGAAAAAUUCAGUUAGAGAAGGUCGACUGUAAUCAAGAAUCACACAAAAUUCGCAUUAACCUCUCAAAUCAUGGUAAAUAUUCUUCGAUUUAUGAGCACUAAACUAACACCUCUCCCAUAGUUACGCUAAGAUAGUUGAUUCCAGAAAAAUAAACUCUAAGAAGUCUUCACUUGGCGUAGCCAGCACAAGCAAUUCAAGUUUCCCCGUUUGACAAUUUAUUGAAGACAAACAAAAAGAUAAAUUAAUAAACAAAAAUUUAAGCACCACCCUUAAAUAUCAAAUAUAGCUAUGUACACUUAAAUUAAGACUAUCUAACUUCUUCCUAUUAAGAGCAAACAAAUAUAUAAUAAAUUAUAACUCGUAUAUACGCAGUUCUGAAAGGAAAAACUUGCCCACCCCAAACACACGAAAUUAAAAACGUUCUCUCUCUCUCUCGUAUAGAAUUACAAAUCAAGAGCAAAAAAAAAAAAAAUACAAGGUUAGAUCUGCUCUAUAUAUUGCAUCUCAACUAGGUCGAUGCUUUCUUUCAUUAACAUGCCCAUAAGCCCAUAAGCCCAUCUAUAAGUAGUCCAUCGUUUCAUCCAAAAUAAAACCAACAGAGUAUUUGAAUUGGAUGCCCCAUCGUAGGAGAUCAGAAUCGAACACAGCCAUUAUUGAAAUGCCUUCGGCGGCGAAUGCCUCCAAAAAAACACAGAACUCUGAGUUUCCCCUUAACACCAAAUGCAAGCAAGGAUUAUCCGAGUAAAGGACACAACACCCAACCAGAUCCGAUGCACUAUCAAGUUUACCUCGAUUUUUUAUACAAAGCUUGAACGUUUUUGUAAUAGUACUUGUAAGUUCGAAUCGAAUCAAUUAAUCUCCCAAACCAAGUUAAACGAGAAAAUAAUCAUAAUUCAAUUUGUAUUACGAAUCCCUUUUUACUGGCUUUAUAUAUGAUAAUCGAUCGAUCGGUUUUUAAAUUCGUCAAAAAAUGUUCUAGUCCCACACAAAAAACACCAUUUUUGCCAUAUUCGUAUAUCUUCUAAACCUAAGCGAUAUAUAUUUAUAAAUAGGCGAUAUAUUAAACGUGCGACAACCAAAAAUCGAAUCGAAUCGAAAUCAAUGCAAUAUAUUCACUAAAAGAGAAAUCAUCAAUGCAAGCGUUAAAUCAUAAGUUAUUUGACAUAACCUCAACAAAUACGAGUAUAGAACUACAUAUAUAAACGAAAAACGAAAGGAUCUUGAAAUUUAAGCAGCAUAAGAACAAAUGGCAACUCCCAGCAUAUAGAGAGCCCAACAACCCAAAGGAAAAAGUCAAUAAACUGUCAAGUUUUAAGAAGCUUAAGAGAGUCUAAGGCGAAGCAAAGAUACGAUGAUACCAUACCAUAGUCAUGUCAUGUAACCGAACAAAUCUAAGCAGAUAUAAAUUAUUCUUAUAAA